AUGCCAACCACCACAAUUUACCCAACAGAGCAAGAGUGGGCUGCUGCGACGACUCAGGCCUUGCGAAUCGACCCGGAUGUCUUCGAUGGCUUUGGCAAGCUUUACCUGGUGUGGGGUUCCAUGCCUGGCGGUGCCCAGGUCGUGCUACUUGGCGACGAUGGUUUCAUAUCUCCCGACACCAUCGGGAAGACAUCGGUCACCUCAGGGUCCGCGGUUGCAGAAGCCUACUGUACAAGAUUGUGGCCACAUGCUACUCAGACCCCAAUGGCGAAGAAUUCCCAGAUGCUCGCACCGGUGAGGCACCGGCCGUCCUCCAGAAUGUGGUGGGACCCAGUACUAUUUGUGGACUUGGGGCAAGUGCAAUGGCCUCUCGACCGAAACCGUCAUGGGCCGAUCGACCAACCCAUUCGGACCUGGACAAGAACGGCGUGGACCAGCACUACACAAAACCCGGGAGGCUCCUACUUCCUGCGAUCUGCCUUGAACGUGUCGGCGACACGUCUGCGAUCGGUAGUCGUUACAUCGGACCAGGGCAUGUGGCAUUUUUCGCGUAUGACAGUGCCGGUGAGCGUGUGA
Messenger RNA from Durusdinium trenchii, 576 nucleotides. NCBI's taxonomy places the organism in Eukaryota, Dinophyceae, Suessiales, Symbiodiniaceae. The record is from the annotation of a GenBank genome assembly.